GGGGCGGUGCUGCGGUUGCGGUCCUUGCGCCCGCGGCUGUGGCGGAGGCGCUGGCGGCGGCGAGUGGAUAUCUCUGGAACAUUUGGAUAAUGUAAUAUUUGGGAUGCAGUGAUGUCGACUCUUUGUCCACCACCUUCUCCAGCUGUUGCCAAGACCGAGAUUGCUUUAAGUGGUGAAUCACCUUUACUAGCAGCUACCUUUGCUUACUGGGACAACAUUCUUGGUCCUAGAGUAAGGCACAUUUGGGCCCCAAAGACAGACCAGGUACUUCUCAGCGAUGGAGAAAUAACUUUCCUUGCCAACCACACCCUAAAUGGAGAAAUUCUUCGAAAUGCAGAGAGUGGGGCUAUAGAUGUAAAGUUUUUUGUCUUAUCUGAAAAAGGAGUAAUUAUUGUUUCAUUAAUCUUUGAUGGAAACUGGAAUGGAGAUCGAAGUACUUAUGGACUAUCAAUUAUACUUCCACAGACAGAGCUUAGUUUCUACCUCCCACUCCACAGAGUGUGUGUUGAUAGAUUAACACAUAUUAUUCGGAAAGGAAGGAUAUGGAUGCAUAAGGAAAGGCAAGAAAACAUCCAGAAGAUUGUCUUAGAAGGCACAGAGAGAAUGGAAGAUCAGGGUCAAAGUAUUAUUCCAAUGCUUACUGGGGAAGUCAUUCCUGUAAUGGAACUGCUUUCAUCUAUGAAAUCUCACAGUGUUCCUGAAGAAAUAGAUAUAGCUGAUACAGUACUCAAUGAUGAUGAUAUUGGUGACAGUUGUCAUGAAGGCUUUCUUCUCAAUGCCAUCAGUUCACACUUGCAAACCUGUGGCUGCUCUGUCGUAGUAGGCAGCAGUGCAGAGAAAGUAAAUAAGAUAGUGAGAACAUUAUGCCUUUUUCUGACUCCAGCCGAGAGAAAAUGCUCCAGAUUAUGUGAAGCAGAAUCAUCAUUUAAAUAUGAGUCAGGUCUCUUUGUACAAGGCCUGCUUAAGGAUUCAACUGGAAGCUUUGUACUGCCCUUCCGACAAGUCAUGUAUGCGCCAUAUCCCACCACACAUAUUGAUGUGGAUGUCAACACUGUGAAGCAGAUGCCACCCUGUCAUGAACACAUUUAUAAUCAGCGUAGAUACAUGAGAUCGGAACUGACGGCAUUCUGGAGAGCUACUUCAGAAGAAGACAUGGCACAGGAUACCAUCAUCUACACAGACGAGAGCUUCACUCCUGAUUUGAAUAUUUUCCAGGAUGUCUUACACAGAGACACUCUAGUAAAAGCCUUCCUGGAUCAGAAUGCAGAAUUUGAGUGUAUCAAAAUGGAAAAAAUAGGAAAUUCAAAAAACUCAGAUUGCUUUCAGACCAGUGCUGCCACUCCUGUCUGUUGGAGGGCAUCAGUGGAAAUGGCUCUAAUAUGCAUUCUCUGCCAGGUCUUUCAUUUGAAACCUGGUUUAUCUCUCAGGAGUACUUUCCUUGCACAGUUUCUGCUUGUCCUUCACAGAAAAGCCUUGACACUAAUAAAAUACAUAGAAGAUGAUACGCAAAAGGGGAAAAAGCCCUUUAAAUCUCUUCGGAACCUGAAGAUAGACCUUGAUUUAACAGCAGAGGGCGAUCUUAACAUAAUAAUGGCUCUAGCUGAGAAAAUUAAACCAGGCCUACAUUCUUUUAUCUUUGGAAGACCUUUCUACACUAGUGUACAAGAACGAGAUGUUCUAAUGACUUUUUAAAGGUGUGAUUUAUUAAGUAUAUUUCAUCAUAAUCACAAUUGCUGUUGAAGUAGUUUCAUGGUGUGGGAAGCAUCAUUCCCCCAGGUUUAUACCUCUAGAGUCCUACUCAGCAUUGCAGUUAAAGUUAGUUACACUACAGUUGCCACAAAAGGUCUGUAGGGGCUGUCAGGUGCAUCAUUACAUUGAAUGUCUCUCUUCCUAGAUGUUCUCUCUUCUGUUUACAAUUAUAAUAAAUAUUAUUGCUGUCUUUUAAAGAUAUUAAAAUAGUACAUAAAUUUGACCACAACUACUGUUUUUCUUUUAAACUUAUGAUUCAUGGUUUACAUGUAUCAAAGUAAAAUCUGAGUUAGCUUUUGCAAAUAUAGUAAUUGACUUUACAUUGUUUAGUGUUUGUUGGUAUGUAGGAUUUCUUGUAAGCCUUUUGCAAUCAUCCGCAAAUUUAGAGCAUUUAAAUUUUUCAGUUCCACAGAAAGGAAAUUAGCUCAAAUAUAGGUUUUUAGGAAGAAGAUAUUGAUCAAUAAUCAGUAACUACUGAAAUUAAUUAUUAGAUCGUACUUUGUAGUAAGUAGUCCUUAGAUUCAGUCCAUAUAAAAAUGUCAAGCACUUAUGUGCAAUCCCUGAUUAUGGUAAACUCAGUAUGGUUUUUGUUUGUUUAUUGUUGUUGUCAAUAUCCUAUACGGUUGAGCUCUGUCCACGAAAAUAUAGGAACUGAAUUGUUUUAGUGGUUGUUGCCAACUUUUAAAUUAAUUUUCAUUAUUUUCAAGCCAAAUAGAAAUGUGCACCUCCUGUGCCUUUUUUCCCCCUCUUGGAAAAUAUAAUUACUUGGAAAAAGUUCAGAUUCUACUAGUCAGUCAUUUCCAUUAUAUUUCCCUCCUACAGAGCCUACCAUGUACCUGGUUUGCAGUCAUGAUGACUCCAGGUUGGUUAGAGAAUGCACUAACUAAUAAGAUCUUUUGAGAACAGAAAACAGUUUUUUGUCGUCUUCCUCCUUUUAUUUCUGCCCACAUUUUUGAAGUUGUUGCCUUGCUGCUUGAAUCACAUAAGGGCAGUGGGAGAAACUUCACUGAAGUGAUAUUUUUCUAGGUGCUACUUUGUCAGAACUAAGUGGUCUAUUUCUUUACUUUCUUUAAUGUGUUUAGCUAUAAAAUAAUUUUAAUAUAAUUCUGUUCUAGAAAAGUGUUAACAUAUGAGUAUGUUAAACACAACAUUAUUUUAUUUAAAACUGGAAAUGAUUCGAAAGGGAAAAUAUAUUUAGAUGACAGGUAUAAAAUUGAUAGAGCUUUUCUGCUCCCACUUACAAAAUUUAAUGAAAAAGGUAUAUUCUAUUCUGAAAGGUCAUAAUAGCUUUUGCAUGAUGAGUCAGAAAGAGGUAGACAUCUUAUACACUGAACAAGAUGGAUAUACUACAUGUAGCUCUGUCACGAUAAUUUUUGUAGAUACCAUCUUUUAGUGUCCCAUGUGUACUCAAUGCUUUUAUAUGGUAGAUUCCUGUUUAAAUACUGACUUAUUUUCUUUUGCUGGUUUAUUAUAUUGUUGUGUAGAAUGUAAGAUGUACAGUGAAAUAAGUUAUUAAAGCAUGUGUAAACAUUGUUAUGUAUCUCUUCUCCUAGUUGGAGAGUUUUGAAUAAAAUAUCUUUGAAAUUUU
This is a messenger RNA of Sciurus carolinensis (gray squirrel), 3337 nucleotides long. It is a transcript of the gene C9orf72, whose product is annotated as C9orf72-SMCR8 complex subunit. Gene Ontology annotation, biological process: autophagy; endocytosis. Lineage: Eukaryota; Metazoa; Chordata; Mammalia; Rodentia; Sciuridae. The coding region runs from base 112 to 1692 and encodes 526 amino acids. Gene Ontology annotation, molecular function: guanyl-nucleotide exchange factor activity. Gene Ontology annotation, cellular component: autophagosome; endosome. The record is from RefSeq and is a predicted model, not a curated record. The transcript is spliced from 12 exons.